Messenger RNA from Gongylonema pulchrum, 819 nucleotides. NCBI's taxonomy places the organism in Eukaryota, Metazoa, Nematoda, Chromadorea, Rhabditida, Gongylonematidae. The record is from the annotation of a GenBank genome assembly.
AUGGGCGAGCGGCUGACCGAUGAUAUCAUCGAUGCAUAUUGUGAUAAGUUGCAAGAAAGUAUUAACAGGGAAGUUGACGGCAUGCUUGCAAUGCAGUAUAUUCUGUUGGAGCCAGAUUCACUAAAAAACUUGAUAAGAGGUGACAAAAACGUGUGUCAAGUGAUCUAUGAUCAUUGUCGAGCGCAUUACGUGGUGUUGUUCCGAAACAAGCUCAUUCCGAGACGUGUUGUUGUCUACGAUCCCAUCGUACCACAUAAAGAUUCCGUCCGUGACACGCUCAAUGAGAGCGUCCGUCAGCAAAUCCUGGCAAUGUUCGGUCAUCUGUACGGAGAUGACCAGGCGAUGGAAAUCGCUGUCGAGACGGGCCUGAGCACUCAGAACGAUUGCUGGUCUUGCGGCCUUCGCGCUGUCGCAUUCAUUACUCAUCUAAUAUUGGGCGUCGAUCCCGCUAAUUAUGAAUAUGAUUUGGAAAAAGUUGGCAGAUUUAUUAUGGAAAUUAUUAAAAUGGAAAAGCCAAGUCGCGAGAUUAUUGCUGGCGCCCAGUUUGGCCAGCAUCGAGGAGAUGGGAAAUCGUGUUUGACUGUUGUGCGAGUUACAAAAGAUGGCAAAUUUGAGUUCGACGACGAAACUGUGCCUUCCAGAUCUGCAGAUGAAAAACAAAAAUCAGAUGAAUUAUUAACUGAUGUCGACGAGGCAAAAGUGCUCGAAAGCGACGAAGAAAAGACUGUAUAUCCGAGAACUCUGCAUGGUGAUACUGUUAUUGAUAACAACAAUAAUUCUGUCAAAGAAGGUUUUUUACUUUCGCAUCACUUCUUUUAA